AUGGCGUUGAAUUUUGAGAAUGACGAACAGAAAAAGUGCUAUGAGACUUUAAGAAAAGAAAUCGAGAGCAUUGUUAAGGAAGUAGAAUACGAUGAGCUUUAUGGCCAAAAGCUUACUCCAGACGACCAGUUUUACAAGGAAGGUGUUGUCGAUAGACUAGUAUUCAAGUUUUGUAAGGCUAAUCAGUUUCAAUUGGAGGGGUCUCGGGCCCAAUUAAAGAAGACUUUAAAGUGGAGGAAAGAGUUCAGGCCUUUGCAUGCUGCUUUCAAAGAGACACCCGCAUCUUCGAUUCUUGAUGAAGUGUGUGCUGUGACCAACAGCGACAAGAACGAUGCGAACAAGAAAGUGAUAACGUGGAACUUGUAUGGGUUGCUUGUGAAGCAUAAGGAAGUUUUCAAGGAUCUCGAUGGGUUCAUGAGAUUUAGAAUAGGUUUAAUGGAACGUGGGUUGCAGUUGCUUGAUUUCGAGAGCGAUGAUAACCACUUGAUGACCCAGAUCCACGAUUACAGCAAUGUAUCUAUGUGGAGGCUUGAUGCCGAUAUCAAGAAGUGUUCGAGAGCGGUCAUUGAGACGUUCCAACAGUACUACCCAGAGACUUUGUAUGCGAAGUUCUUUGUGAACGUUCCAUAUGUGAUGAGCUGGCUGUACGAGGUGAUCAAGAUGUUUGUUUCUGAAGAUACCAGGAAGAAGUUUGUCGUUAUGAGCGAUGGGCACCAGCUCAAGGACCACCUUGCAGUAGUUCCAAAAGAGUUUGGGGGCGAGGAGCCGUUGAAGUCGCUAAGCAUUGCAAAUGUGGAACCCAAUGCGUACGUGAAGUACUUACUGGACAAAGACUCUGAGUGA
Kluyveromyces marxianus DMKU3-1042 is the source of this 843-nucleotide messenger RNA. RefSeq names its product Sfh5p (gene SFH5). Gene Ontology annotation, cellular component: cortical endoplasmic reticulum; cytosol; plasma membrane. The transcript has a single exon. The record is from RefSeq and is a predicted model, not a curated record. The coding region runs from base 1 to 843 and encodes 280 amino acids. NCBI's taxonomy places the organism in Eukaryota, Fungi, Ascomycota, Saccharomycetes, Saccharomycetales, Saccharomycetaceae. Gene Ontology annotation, biological process: Golgi to plasma membrane protein transport; regulation of exocytosis. Gene Ontology annotation, molecular function: phosphatidylinositol transfer activity.